CGCGAGAGCAGCAGCCUCCGGUGAGGGAUGGCCGCGGAGCCGGGCGGAGCUGGCCUGCGGCUCCCGGGGCAGGCUCACCGGCUCGAGACAUGGCCCGGGGUCCCGGCCCGCUAGACCGGCCUCGCCCCGACGCGGUCGCCAUGCCCAAGAGAGGAAAGCGACUCAAAUUCCGGGCCCACGACGCCUGCUCCGGUCGAGUGACCGUGGCGGAUUAUGCCAACUCGGAUCCGGCAGUCGUGAGGUCUGGACGAGUCAAGAAAGCCAUCGCCAACGCUGUGCAGCAGGAAGUAAAAUCUCUUUGUGGCUUGGAAGCUUCCCAGGUUCCUGCAGAGGAAGCGCUUUCUGGGGCUGGUGAGCCCUGUGACAUCAUCGACAGCAGUGAUGAGAUGGAUGCCCAGGAGGAAAGCAUCCAUGAGAGAACCGUCUCCAGAAAAAAGAAAAGCAAAAGGCACAAAGAAGACCUGGACGGAGCUGGAGGAGAAGAGUAUCCCAUGGAUAUUUGGCUUUUGCUGGCCUCCUACAUCCGUCCUGAGGACAUUGUGAAUUUUUCCCUGAUUUGUAAGAAUGCCUGGACUGUCACUUGCACUGCUGCCUUUUGGACCAGGUUGUACCGAAGGCACUACACGCUGGAUGCUUCUCUGCCUUUGCGCCUGCGACCAGAAUCAAUGGAGAAGCUGCGCUGUCUCCGGGCAUGUGUGAUCCGAUCUUUGUACCAUAUGUAUGAGCCAUUUGCUGCUCGAAUCUCCAAGAAUCCAGCCAUUCCAGAAAGCACUCCCAGCACAUUAAAGAAUUCCAAAUGCUUACUUUUCUGGUGCAGAAAGAUAGUUGGGAACAGACAGGAACCAAUGUGGGAAUUCAACUUCAAGUUCAAAAAGCAGUCCCCUAGGUUAAAGAGCAAGUGUAUGGGAGGAUUACAGCCUCCCAUUCAGUAUGAAGAUGUUCAUACCAACCCAGAUCAGGACUGCUGCCUACUGCAGGUCACCACCCUCAAUUUCAUCUUUAUUCCAAUUGUCAUGGGAAUGAUAUUUACCCUGUUUACGAUCAAUGUGAGCACGGACAUGCGGCAUCAUCGAGUGAGACUGGUGUUCCAAGAUUCUCCUGUCCAUGGUGGUCGGAAACUGCGCAGUGAACAGGGUGUACAAGUCAUCUUGGACCCAGUGCACAGUGUUCGACUCUUUGACUGGUGGCAUCCUCAGUAUCCAUUCUCCCUGAGAGCAUAGUUACUGCUUCCCAUCCCUUGGGGGCAGCCCUGAGUCUAGUCCAUUAGUAAUCAGAUUCCAGUUUGAAAGGGGCAGCUGGAUUGUAUAUUUGAUUAGUAAUGUACAUGCUCAGGUUGCUGGGGCUCCUGUUAGGGGAGGGAGAAGUGUUGAAUCAAGAAGAAAAACAACUAUGAUUUAUAAACAUAUUUUAAUGUAAAAUUUGCAUUUGAAAGGAGUGGCCCUGUUUUCUGUGUUAAAACCCCAUUUGGUGCUAUUGAGUUUGUUCUUUAUUCUUUUAUCCCAGCGAAAAUGGUUGAUCUUGCUCUAGGGAAAAAUUAAACUCUUAAAUCUGCAAACAAGGAAGUUUCAGCAUUCCUUUAUGGAUCAGAGGAACUUUAGAGGUCUAUAAUUGUUACUCCUGUUGCUUCCAAUUUAGCUGCCCCUCAAAUUCAAGUGAAUAUUUUAUCUUCUCUCUUUACCCUUCUCUAGAAAUAAAGCAGGUGACAGGGUUUUCAGAAUCUUACAAGAUUGACUUGUGUAUCUUUUUUAAAAAAUAAUUUUUGGAUAUUUAUUGCAUACGUAUUCUUUUGCCAGUUUUGAAUUUUAGGUAUUUUUUUGCAUGAGGCUGAUACUGCUGAUGAUGACUUUGUACCCUUGGUACUAGGAACUUUACAUAGUAUCUCUCAUUCUCAGUCUUGCAAGGAAUGAUUUUUUGGUUGAGAAAACUGAAUGAGUGACUGUACUCAUAACACCAGUAAAUGCAGAGCCAGGAUUGCAACCCAGGUCUUUCGUUAAAACCACAAUUAAAAAGAUCAGUCUCAUUUUUCUUGUGGUAGAUGGUGGUAAAAGGGAGUAGGUAGAAUGUGUACAUAAAUAAAAAAGGGUGAGUAAAAAUUUGAUUGUGGUAUACUUUAUCCCUAAUCAGCCUAAAAAGUAUCUAAGAUUGAUGAAAACUCUUUUAAAUAUGUGUUUCUAAGUUAAAUGUAAAACAAACCAAGAAAGUUAUUUCAAAAUAGUGGUACUUUCAUUGAAUUGUUAGAAAGGCAUUUAUUAUGUUGAAGAUCAUUAAAAAAAUGCAUUGCAUGUUGAAACCAGCCUCUUGAACCAUAAGCGCUUAGUUUAGUGACUUUGCUCUGCCCCGCGCUGUGCUGCUUCUGCUGUCAUUCUGUGUGCCUACAGAAGCCUGGCCUUUCAUCCAUGCAGAAAUGCUAAUGUCCUCCUGUUGGUCAAAUGACUUGCUAUAGCUGGUGUACUCUGAGAAGAGGAUCAUGGGUGUUUUUUGUUUGCUAAGAAGAUAAUCUUGCUGCUUGUCCCUCCUCCCACCCUCCAGAUUAACCAAUGAGCUGGAUAUUAGUUGGAUAUAGCCAGGAGGUGGGCAUUAAAACAGUAUUCUUUAAAAAGGAAAGUCUUGUGGGGGAAGUUACUGUGAGCCAAACUGCUAAAUUAGCUUGUUUUUCCUUACUAUCUUCCCCACCGUCUGCUAUUUAAAGAAUAUUCUUAGAAAGCAUCUGCUUAAUACUGCUACUAACAGCUAACCUUACCCCACAUUGAGGGUGGUAUUAAAGCUGUUCACACAGAGAGUGUGCCUGGAUCAGUGAAAAAAUUUGGGCAUUUAAGUGAUAAAACAACCUGAGGACAAUAAGCACCUUGCAAAUCUGUAAUCAAAAGUUGCCUCUUUGAGGCAAGAGGAGAGAAGCACAGAAUCCUUAGUUCCCUGGACGAAAGAUGCCAUGCAGUAGAAAGGAGUUGUCCUGGUGCAUUGUAUAUCUCCCAUUUAGGAGUUACUUUUAAAAAGGGAGUGAAAUAAAUUUGGCUUAAUUAUUGUA
Microcebus murinus (gray mouse lemur) is the source of this 3025-nucleotide messenger RNA. RefSeq names its product transmembrane protein 183A (gene TMEM183A). Lineage: Eukaryota; Metazoa; Chordata; Mammalia; Primates; Cheirogaleidae. The record is from RefSeq and is a predicted model, not a curated record. Gene Ontology annotation, cellular component: SCF ubiquitin ligase complex. Gene Ontology annotation, biological process: regulation of protein stability. Gene Ontology annotation, molecular function: protein binding.